Messenger RNA from Dreissena polymorpha, 7063 nucleotides. Its product is annotated as protein RER1-like. Gene Ontology annotation, biological process: retrograde vesicle-mediated transport, Golgi to endoplasmic reticulum; protein retention in ER lumen. The transcript has 7 exons. Gene Ontology annotation, cellular component: Golgi membrane. The record is from RefSeq and is a predicted model, not a curated record. Bases 193 to 774 code for a protein of 193 amino acids. Lineage: Eukaryota; Metazoa; Mollusca; Bivalvia; Myida; Dreissenidae.
UAAGCUGUAAACAAACUAGUCUAUACCGGAAGUACCGGCACUGGCGACGUGUACCUCGUAUUUUUAUAUGUAUUUUGCUUUAAAAUGACAGUUUUUAUGCCCAUCUUAUGACAAAACUCGUUUAAUAUAAACACCAUACUUUGACUUUCAUCUCAAAACUACUGAACCGACUUUCUAAAUAGAUUGACAACAAUGGACUCUGAUUCAGCUCCAAGGCGGCCUGGGAUGGUGUCGCAGUUUUUUCGCAGGAUGUGGGAGAUCCAGCAAAAUUUCAUGGACAAAUCCACUCCCCACAUGGCUUUCAGAUGGACAGUCACACUUCUCCUCUUUGCAUUCUACUUCCUUAGAGUCUAUUUUUUACAGGGUUGGUACAUAGUAACAUAUGCCUUGGGAAUCUAUCUGCUCAACCUCUUCAUUGGGUUCCUGACCCCAAAGAUUGAUCCAACUAUGGGACAAGACCAGGACGAGGAUGGUCCCUCACUUCCCACAAGAUCAUCAGAUGAGUUUAAGCCAUUUAUGAGGCGCCUGCCUGAGUUCAAAUUCUGGUAUUCUGGAACCUGGGCAGUGUGCAUUGCAAUGUUUUGUACAUUUUUUGAAGCAUUUAAUAUACCUGUGUUCUGGCCAAUAUUAGUGAUGUAUUUUAUCAUCCUGUUUGUCAUCACCAUGAAGAGACAAAUAAAACACAUGAUUAAGCACCGAUAUGUUCCAUGGUCAAGUGGUAAAACACGAUACAAGGGCAAGGAAGACACUGGCAAAGUGGUUAUGUCAAAGUAACCAUGGCCUGAACUUCAUUCACAGAGUAUAUGAGUUUGAGUGAUUUCAAUUGAUGUCUGCCAUUUGGUGGUGUGCGGUGACUUUCAAUGGUGUGUAGCCACUGUCAUGUGACAUCUCAUCCAAUCAUCCUGAAAAUGUUGGCUGUAUGUUGUUGUAUAGAAUUUAUAACAGAAUUAUAAUUGUAUUGUAUGUUUAUUUAUUUGUUGUGAAAUGUGAUUUUUUAGCUCCACUGGCUAGAGGCCAGCGGGGCUUAUGUCAUGGUCAUGUGUCCAUUGUGUCAGCGUCCGUGCGUGCGUUAGCUUUUCCUUAAAUUAUCUUCUCCUAAACUACUGGUCCAAUUCUGAUGAAAUUUCACACUAAUGUUCCUGGGGUGAACCUCUUUCAAAUUUGUUCAAAUUAUGCCCCUGGGGUCAAAUUUGACCCUGCCCCAGGGGUCACAAAAAUGAAAAUUUGCUUAUAUAAGGCCUAUUUUGUGAAAACUUUAAAAAUCUUCUCGACCAUAAUCAUUGGGCUUAGGGCUAUCAAAUUUGGUAUGUAGAGACAUCGCAUAGUCCUCUACCAAAUUUAUUCAAAUUAUGAUCUGGGGUCAAAUUUGACCCUGCCCCAGGGGUCACAAAAUUGAACAUAUGCUUAUAUAAGGUCUAUUUUGUGAAAACUUUCAAAAUCUUCUCGUCCGUAACCAUUGGGCCUAGGGCUAUCAAAUUUGGUAUGUAGAGACAUCUAAUAGUCCUGUACCAAUUUUUUUAUAAAUUAUGCCCCGGGGUCAAAUUUGACCCUGCCAUGGGGGUCACAAUAUUGAACAUAUGCUUAUAUAAGGCCUAUUUUGUGAAAACUUUCAAAAUCUUCUCGUCCCUAACCAUUGGGCCUAGAUCUAUCAAAUUUGGUAUGUAGAGACAUCUAAUAGUACUCUACCAAAUUUCUUCAAAUUAUGCCCCUGGGGUCAAAUUUGACCCUGCUCCGGGGGUCAUAAAAUUGAACAUAUGCUUAUAUAAGGCCUAUUUUGUGAAAACUUUCAAAAUUUUCUCGUCUAUAACAAUUGGGCCUAGGGCUAUCAUAUUUGGUAUGUAGAAACAUCUUAUAGUCCUCAACCAAAUUUCCUCAAAUUAUGCCCCUGGGGUCAAAUUUGACCCUGCCCCGGGGGUCACAAAAUUGAACAUAUGCUUAUAUAAUGGCCUAUUUUGUGAAAACUUUCAAAACCUACUCGUCCAUAACCAUUGGGCCUAGGGCUAAUAAAUUUAUAUGUAGAGACAUCUUAUAGUCCUCUACCAAAUUUCUUCAAAUUAUACCCCUGGGGUCAAAUUUGACCCUGCCUCAGGGUCACAAAAUUGAACAUAUGCUUAUAUAAGGUUUAUUAUGUGAAAACUUUCUAAAUCUUCUUGUCCAUAACCAUUGGGCCUAGGGCUACCAAAUUUGGUAUGUAGUGACAUCUUAUAGUCCUCUACCAAGUUUGUUCAAAUUAUGACCCUGGGGUCAAGUUUGACCCUGCCCCGAGGGUCACAAAAUUGAACAUAUGCUUUUAUAAGGCCUAUUUCUUGAAAACUUUAAAAAUAUUCUUGUCCAGAACUGUAUGGCAUAGAGCUACCAAAUUUCGUAUGUAGUGACAUGUAAUAGUUCUCUUCUUAGUUUGUUCAAAUUAUGCCCCUGGGGUCAAAUUUGAAACUGCCAUGAGGGUCACACAUUUGAAUAUAUACUUAUAAAGGUCUUAUUUUUUGAAAACUUUCUAAAUCUUCUUGUCCAUAAACAUUGGGGGUUGGGCUACCAAAUUUGGUAUGUAGUGACAUCUUAUAGUCCUCUACCAAGUUUGUUCAAAUUAUGACCCUGGGGUCAAGUUUGACCCUGCCCCGGGGGUCACAAAAUUGAAAAUAUGCUUAUAUAAGGCCUAUUGUGGGAAACUUUCAAAAAUCUUCUUGUCCAUAACCGUAUGGCAUAGAGUUACCAAACUUGGUAUGUAGUGACAAUGUAAUAGUUCUCUUCUUAGUUUGUUCAAAUUAUGCCCCUGGGGUCAAAUUUGAAACUGCCUGGGGUCACAAAAUUGAAUAUAUAUUAUAAAGGGCUUAUUUUGUGAAAACUUUAAAAACUUCUUUUCCAUAACCAUUGGGUCAACGGCUACCAAAUUUGGUGUGUAGUGAUAUCUUAUAGUUCUCUACCAAGUUUGUUCAAAUUAUGCCCCUGGGGUCAAAUUUGACCCUGCCCUGAGGGUCACAAAAUUGAAAAUACGCUUAUAUAAGACCUAUUUUGCGAAAACUUCAAAAAAAUUCUGUCAACAACCAUUGGGCCUAGGGCUAUCAAAUUUGGUAUGUAGUAACAUCUUAUAGUCCUCUACCAAAUUUGUUCAAAUUUUAUCCAUGGGGUCAAAUUUAAACCUGCCCUGGAGGUCACAAAAUUGAACAUAUGCUUGUAUAUUGCCUAAUUUGUGAAAACUUAAAAAAAUUCUUGUCCAUAUUAACCAUUAGGAUAGGGCUUCACAAUUUGGUAUGUAGUGACAUUGUAUAGUCCUCCACUUAGUUUGUUCAAAUUAUGCCCCAGGAGUCAAAUUUGACCCUGCCCUGGGUGCCACAAAAUCGAUUAUAUGCUUAUAUAGUGCCUUUUUUGUGAAAAAUAAAAAAAUUCUCUUGUCCUUAACCAUAAGGCAUAGGGUUACCAAAUUUGUUAUGUAGUGACAUUUAAUAGUACUCUACCAAAUUUCUUCAAAUUAUGCCCCUGGGGUCAAAUUUGACCCUGCCCCGGGGUCACAAAAUUGAACAUAUGCUUAUAUAAGGCCUAUUUUGUGAAAACUUUCAAAAUCUACUCGUCCAUAACCAUUGGGCCUAGGGCUACACAAUUUGGUAUGUAGUGACAUCUUAUAGUCCUCUACCAAAUUUGUUCAAAUAAUGCCUCUGGGGUCAACUUUGACCCUGCCCUGGGGGGUCACAAAAUUGAAUAAACGCUUAUAAAGCGCCUAUUUUGUGAAAUCUUAAAAAAUCUUCUUGUUGAAAACCAUUCAGACUAUGGCUACCAAAUUUGGUAUGCAGUAACAUCUUAUAGUCUUCUACCAAGUUUGUUCGAAUGAUGCCCUUUGGGUAAAAUUUGACUCUGAACCGCGGGUCACAAAAUUGAUCAUUAUAUACGCUUAUAUUUUGCUUAUUUUGUGAAAACUUUAAAAAUAUUCUUGUCCUUAACUCUAGGACCUAGGGCUACCAUAUUUUAUAUGAACAUGUAGUGAGAUAUAGUAGUCCUCUACAAAGUUUGCUCAAAUUAUGCCCCUGGGGUUAAAUUUGACCAAACCCAGGGGGUCACAAAAGUGUACAUGUGCUUAAAUAGGGCCUAUAUUUAAGUAUUUGCACAUGCAGAGAAUAUUUGAAUAGCCUUUUUUCAGCAGUGGGGCGAUACAGGGCCAUCAUGGCCCUCUUGUUUUAUUGUCUUGCUGAUAAGUGAUUCAUCACACUAUGUCUUUAAUAUUUUUAAAAACCCUGACAUAUUCUUGCUAACAUGUAGUUAUUUCUGAGCUUGUUUGCAUUAAAAUAUUAUGUUUUGUGUGGUUUUCAGCUAGAUGAGCUCAGAACAAACGAAUAUUUACACAUUCUAGAAAUGACCAAUACAUCAUUGAUAAUACUUAUGAUACAGCUCUUAUAACAUUUGACAAAAAUGCAUGUCUGAGCAUUGUGCCAAGCUAAAUGUUUAUACUGUUAAUAUGUCUAAAUUUUCAUCAAAAGGUUGCUAAUAGAAGCCUGAUACUUGUUAACUGAAUUUGCAUAAAGUACAAGCUUGAAUUAUUUCCACUAUUGGCGUAUGUGGGUUUCCUUCGCAUACGUGUUCAACAAGUUAAUAGAUGCCCUAAAGGAACAAUUAUUGGGUUUGUCUGUAUUCCUAAAUCUUGUUGAUGCUUUGGCAGAAUGUUUAUCUUGACAAUAUCUAUGCCAUGUUCGAGUAUGGGUUAAGUGCAUCAAAUAAAAUCUCACGAGGUCAGAUCAGAAGAAAACCCAGUUAACACUCUAGGAGCCACAUGUAUGAUGCAUUAUUUGUGAUUUUGGUGAGAAUAAUUAUCUCUGCAAUAUUAACCCAUUUAUGCCUAGCGUCUAGAAAAAUGUAGGUCAUCAGGUCAAGUCUUCAACAGUUGGUAAACCUUGAAGUUGAACUGAGGUUAACUUUGAAGAACAUGUCCUCUGAAUUAAUAAUUUGCCACUAAGAUAUGUGCUUUGACGCAUUUGUAGUCCCUUAAAAAGUUACAUUUUAUUAAAAACCUUUCUUUCUUAAUUCAAGUUUAAAUGCAUUAUUCCCAACUCUUAGUUACUAAUGAGCAGCAAACAGAAUAAAACCUGAACAGACUUUGAGUUACUUGAGGCUGUUCUGGUUUUAUGCUGGUUGCAAAAGCCAUGUUAACUACGCUUCUUAUGGGGGAUAGUGUUAAAUGCAUAAAUGAACAGGAUUAUUUUAUUUGCCAUGAAAGAAUUGUUCCUAGCUGAUGAUGGCCAACAUUAGGCUGUUUUUAGCUCGGAUUUUUUUCGGAGAAACCCGAGGUAUUGUCAUAGCCAGCUCGUCGUGUUGUCCACCAACCGCGACGUGCUAAAACCUUAACAUUUUGUUAAGGUUUUGAACAUUGCCUCUAAAAUCAAAGUGCUUCAACCUACAACUUUGAAACUUCAUAUGUCACUGCACCAUGAUGAGUUCUACAUGCCACACAUAUUUUGGGGUCACUAGGUCAAAGGUCUAGGUAACUGUGACCUCUAAAAAAAAAAAAAAAAUUCUGACAAGCUUUCAGUUAUUCAAACCUCACCCGCAGCCGAGCGUGGCACCCGUUAUGCGGUGCUCUUGUUUAGGGAUUUGCUGCUGCUUAGUCACUAUAAUUUUGCAAUCUGUACCUAUAAAUAGCAGGCAGUUAGUUAUAUGUUAUUUCAGAUGCAUUUAAAUUAUUUAAAUCUGUAUAUGUUUUCAGUCCAAAAAAAAACACCAUGAAUGUUUUGUGUUAGAUGUUAAUUUAAAUGAAGUUGUAUUCUUGAGUGUUUGUUUACUGCAACAGUAUUUAUGCCCCCCAAAGAGUAGUAGGCUUUAAGUAUCGCUCUUGUCCUCCUGUAUAUCCAUCUGGACGUUCUGGUGUUUGUAUCACUCUUGUCCUCCUGUACAUCACUCUGGACGUUCUGGUGUUUGUAUUACUCUUGUCCUCCUGUACAUCCAUCUGGAUGUUCUGGUGUUUGUAUCACUCUUGUCCUCCUGUACAUCCAUUUGGACGUUCUGGUGUUUGUAUCACUCUUGUCCUCCUGUACAUCCAUCUGGACGUUCUGGUGUUUGUAUUUUUAACUCCUCUCUAUUGGGUGGAUCUGGCUCUUACUUUUACAGAUGAAUGACCUUGAUGUUUAGAUGAUUGUAAAGAGCAAAAUUUUGGCCGCAACAGGUUUUGGCAGAGUAAUGGCCUUUUGUCUGUUUUUCACCUCCUUAAGCUUUUGUUUUCAAUUUAUCCCCAUCUCUGUGUUGGAUCCCACUUAAACUUUCACAGAUGAAUAGCCAUAAACUGUUGAUGAUCCUUAGAACAUGCGACAUGUUUGGCACAAUUAUGGCCCUUUGUUUGCUUUUUCCACAGUACAUGAUUUUAAGGUAAGAUUUAAGUUUAGCUUACCUGAGCAUGUGCUCAAGGUGAGCUUUUUAUCAUGUUUUGUGCUUCUUGCUUUUUGUAGCGUAAAAAUGUACCUUGAUAAGACUCUAGUGGUCACAUUUCUAGUCCAAUCUUUAGGAAAAAAAUAUUGGCCCAAUAAUAUCAAGGCUGUUUAUGAACUUUAUUCAGAAGAGGUCAAAGGUUGUAGGUAAUUUUGGUCAUUUUGAAGAAACUGUAAGCAUUUUAGAGGUCCCAGGUAUUGACAAAUCUUGAUGAAACAUUGUCAGGAUUUUAGCCCCAAUGAUAAUUAGACAUUGACUUUCAGAUGAGCGACCUGUGUCCCUUUUCGUUUUAUAUACAUUGACCGAUAAUGAUAUUUGUAAGACUUUGUAUGAUUAAUAUAAUUAGAAACGCUGUAAAUUAUUCAUAGAUUAUUUGAAUUAUUAAAAACAAGUGUUUGUCUGUUGUUAUAAAUGCAGCAUUUGAUUAGUUAGAAAAAGAUAUUAACGUUCAUUAAUUAUCACAACAUUGUUAGCGUGUUGUGGUCAUACGGUCAGCAGUAUGUGUAAAUUGUAUCAAUACAAAUGUUUGUUUGUAAGUUGUAGAGAACAUUCGAUUUUGUUUUGCCCUGUUCAUAGUAAAUUAUAUUAAAAUUGUGCAUGCAAAGAAACGUGUUGUUACAGAAUACUUAAUAAAUUUUGAAUAAACUUAUAUGAAAGAGAA